AUUUGCGAAAACGUCAGAUCUUAUCAAAACCACCAAAACUACUCAAGACCUUAUCAUCAUUAUUAUUAAUUAAUAUAAACAUCGUUUUGGUAUGUUGAUAUCGGGAAAUAUUCUACCAAAAAAGUUAUACAGUUGGUGUUUACUAAUUAAUACUUGUCGAUACAAAGCCACAAUGAACGAAACACUGCUAAAAUCGGUAAAAGCUUGCAUACCAACUUUAGAUGGUGGUAAACACAAGGGGCAGGCUGGUAGGAUAGGCAUAGUUGGAGGAUCCUUAGAAUACACGGGAGCACCUUAUUUUGCUGGGAUAAGCGCUUUGAAAGUCGGAGCAGAUUUAGUGCACAUAUUUUGUGCAUCACCAGCAGCAGGCGUGAUAAAAUCAUACAGUCCAGAACUCAUAGUACAUCCUCUACUGGACCAUCCAAAUGCUACAACACAAAUCUCUCCAUGGCUGGAUAGACUUCAUGCGUUAGUCAUUGGCCCUGGACUGGGACGAGAAACAGAAACAUUCAAUGUUGUCACAGAGUUGAUUAACAUCGUAAAAGAAAAGAAGAUACCUUUGGUCAUUGAUGCAGAUGGACUGUUUCUAGUUACUAACAAACCAGAAGUUAUUAAAGAUUUCUCAUCACCCGUUAUAUUGACUCCUAAUAAAAUAGAAUUUGAAAGGCUCUGCAACAGCCUAGGGGGGGCUUCAAAGUUACGAACUCUCGGGGAAAACGUAACAGUUUUCAAGAAAGGAGAAGAGGAUCAAGUGUAUUCGUCAGUCCCGGAAGCUGAGUGGAAGUCAAAUGUUUACGGAUCUAACCGAAGAUGUGGUGGGCAAGGGGAUGUGUUGUCAGGAUCUAUUGCUACAUUCUUAAACUGGACUUUAAGUAACAAAGAUAAGAUAGAGAUUGGCUCCGCUGUUGAUAAAACUCGAGCAGCAGCCUCUUUGGCCUGCUAUUCAGCAUCAAUUCUUGUAAGAAAAUGUAAUGAAAAGGCUUUCAAGGUCAAAGGCAGAAGUAUGCUGGCUGGUGACAUGGUUGAAUAUAUUCAUGAGUCUUUUGAGGAAUUAUAUGGACAGUAAUAUUUUAAGCAUACAACACAGGUUGAUUUAUAAGACUAGACAGGAAUGGAAUAAUAUAAAUGGUGAUUGUCUGUUGUUAGCCAAUGCCUGUGUCACUCAUAAAAUAGAUUUCAUUCCAUUCAUGCUAGUUUUUAUAAAAAGCAAUUAAACCUGUACCAUUAUAAUAAAAUUGUAUACUGAUGUCAAAAAUAGGUGUUGUUUGUUGUUAUACAUUUUAAUAUGGAUGUAAAGAUAGAUUUGCCAGGGUUUAGCUAUAAGAAUACAGUAAAGAAUCUUUGCUAGAUGUUACUUUUUAAAAGCAUUUAUAACCAAAAGGUUGUUUUUUUUUUCAUGUUAACAAUUUUAUAGCUUAAAAAUUAAAUGGUAAUACCAUUA
This is a messenger RNA of Leguminivora glycinivorella, 1441 nucleotides long. RefSeq names its product ATP-dependent (S)-NAD(P)H-hydrate dehydratase (gene Naxd). Gene Ontology annotation, molecular function: ATP-dependent NAD(P)H-hydrate dehydratase activity. Gene Ontology annotation, biological process: metabolite repair. The record is from RefSeq and is a predicted model, not a curated record. The transcript is spliced from 3 exons. Bases 92 to 1066 code for a protein of 324 amino acids. NCBI's taxonomy places the organism in Eukaryota, Metazoa, Arthropoda, Insecta, Lepidoptera, Tortricidae.